GAGAUGGACAGGAAAGAUCCACUACCAUUAUCCCUGUCAGUCGAUUUCAGUUGCUAGUGGAGUGAGCAUUCUUAUUUUAAAUAUUUAAUAUUUUAACAAAGGGAUUAGUUUUGUACUGUGAUUACCUAAAACAAUGGAGAAGGAACCGCAACCUGAUUCGAUGGCAACUAUCACUAUUAAACCUGAGUAUCCACCAUCUGAAAUAUAUUCUUCAGAACCACCUCCGGCGUACCACCGUUCUAAUAGUUCAGCAGUUCAAGUGGCAAAAAUCAUUGCAGUAACAGUUGUCCUGGUGUCUGUUGUGUUAGGUAGUUUCUUACUAGCUUCUGCUUACAUUACGGCGACUGCUUCAUGCCGACAGUUGGAACAAGAGUUGGAACUACUCAAUGAAGCAGCCGACAGGUUUCAACCUCCUUUAUCACCAGAAGCACUUGUGCGGGAAGAUCCACAAAAACAAAGCUCAAAUGAUUUAGAAACUAAAGAAUCCCGAAGCCAAGAAAACGAGAACAAGAAUAAAAGUGUUGACUCCACAAGUUCUGAAAGUUCUGAAGACUCUGAAAGCGAUUCCUCCAGUAGUGACAAUGGAGAAUCGGAUGAAAAAACAGUUUUGCUAAAGUUACCUUUACAUUUAGACUUUGAUGACUUGGGAGCAUUACUUGAAAAAAGUAGAAAACCCAAGAUCAAUUGUGUAGUUGAGAAAAAACGUGCCGAAGAAAUUGUUGAUCAUAAACCCAAAGCUCUCAAUUUACCCUUUGGACUGAACUUAACAACUGAUCCAAGAUACGAACGCAUCAGCGGUGAGAGAAUAGCGAUCUUCUGUGAUAGCGGUAACGAACAAAAACAAUCACCCCAAGAAGAUGACCAAGUGGAAGAAACCAUGUUGAUACAACCGGUUAUGAUCCCAAUUCCCCAAACUCACUUCCCCACACACAUGGCUCAACAGUUCGCACAAAGGCCACCCUACCCAAUGGAAACCCCCAUGUCCCCACGAGUUCAACAAAUCAGAGAACAAAACCAAUUGCCGCCUAACCAAAUUCUGCAUCAAAUCGCACAGGAAGUUAUCGCUCAGAAAAUUAUGGAAAUGCAAAGAGUGCGAGAAGGCCAAAAUCAGGAAAUGCCGCAAUUCAACUCUGAAUCAGUGGCGCAAAAAGCUCCCAUACCUGAUGAAGUCCUUGCACAGUUGAACAGGUUCCCAAAUCGCGAUGUUAUUGUAACUGUUUCACAAGAAUUUGAUGAUGGAUUGCAAGAACUGAAUGAAGGCCAAGCCGAUCCUCAGAAAGGAGCAAAAACCAAUUUUCAACAAAUGAAUGCUGCUCCACAGCAAAUGCACACAGUUCCUCCAUCACAGAACCAAAGAGCUGGACCCGAUAUGCGGGCACAACCACAGUUGGUGAUGUCAGAAGUACAACAAGCCGCUCCAAUGGAAAUGCUUAAUGUCCCGCCUGUUGUUGCUGAAGCUUUGCAGGAGCUGAAGGUUUAUGAACAGCAAAGACAAAACGCACAAGAAAGGAAUGACAGACAGAUGUAUGAGAGAAAUCCAACAGCAGUUCCUAUGCGUAUGAUGCCUCCUGGACUCGAUUCUCAAACCACUGCUUCGGAAGAGCCUAGACCUCACUAUGUUCAGCCAAGAUCUGUGCGUUCGGUGGACGCUCUACUUCCCAAGGUUGAAAAGAGAGUCAAACGCUGUUCCUGUGAUUGUGCUUGUUAAGAAGUAAAAGCUAAAAUCCACUUUGUUGCUCCGUACUUCAUAACUACAAUAGUUUUUUAUUUUACUAAUGUAAAAUGGCUUAUAUGGAAAUAGUGUAAAUAGAGCUUGAAUACUAAUGUAGUUUCCAAUAGAUAGUAACGGCAGUAGUUUUUUUGUGAAUUAAUUGUAAAAUGCUUUAUAAUUAUGGUAUAGUCUUUAUUUUUGGACUUUUUGUGUAAACACAUUUGCAAUAAAUAGUUACACCAUUAUUGUAUGACAAUUUUAGAAAUAAACAGUGUCCCAAUGAUUGGAACAUUGCCUUCAUUUAAAUUGUACCGUGUUCUGCAGUUGAAAAUACACUUUUUAGACCUUC
Tribolium castaneum (red flour beetle) is the source of this 2060-nucleotide messenger RNA. It is a transcript of the gene Msr-110, whose product is annotated as DUF3736 domain-containing protein Msr-110. The record is from RefSeq and is a predicted model, not a curated record. Bases 134 to 1708 code for a protein of 524 amino acids. NCBI's taxonomy places the organism in Eukaryota, Metazoa, Arthropoda, Insecta, Coleoptera, Tenebrionidae. The transcript has 5 exons.